AAUGUUUAUUUUUUUUAAAAUGUAAUUUUUUAAGAAGAAUUUAUUUUGUUUGUGUAUUAGAAAAAUUAUACUAUUAGAAAAAUUUUUCUGAUUAUGAAAUUGUAUUUUCACUUUUGCUAAUUUUAUUACUACAAUAUGAAUGACAUGGAACAAUUAGAAAAUACAGAUAAUGGAAAAUGUAGUUCUUAUUAUGCCUUAUUAGUUGCAUUUAAAACUAUGAAUGAACGUUGUCAACAAUUAGAAACAAGAUUAGCAAUUGUUGAAGAAGAGAAUAUGUGUUUAAGACUUGAAUGUGGAAAAGAUGAAUCUGCAAUGAUUAUAAAAAUUAAUGAUAAUAAUGAAAAAACUAUUGUGCAAAGUUUAAAGGAAAAAAUAGAAGAACUUAAAAAACAAAAAUCUCAACUUACUCAUCAAGUUUUUAUGGUAGCAGCAGAAAAUCGCCAAUUAUGGAACAGAUUAAGUAAAUUAACAAAAACUAAUAAAUCUUUAGGAAGUCAAUUGACAAAAAUCUCUGAUACGCUUAAACAACAUUCUCCAGUACAAGCAUCAGACAUUGUCUCUUAUAGUUUUCGAGGUAUUUUUAAUUCUACUAAAGAAGAUAACAAUCAGCAAUGUACAUUAGUUACAAACAAUGGUGAGAAAGAACAAAGCUUAGAGGAAAUAUCACUUAGACUUAUAAAUAGUAUUAUGUUGGAAAAAUCAGAUCUUGAACAGCAAUAUGCAGAGAUGGUUGAAAUGCAAAAUAAUACUGAAUUAGAUUUACGAAAUAUUGGUUUUACUUAUCCAGAAGACUCGGAUACAGAUUUAGAAUUAUUAAAACAACAUGAUAUUAGAUUAUCGCAAAUGAAAAACAGUUUAUUAGCACAACAAAUAAAACUAAAAAGAGCAUUGCAAAAUUUCAAAAAAAAGAAAGAAGGAUUAAUGUGUAAUAAUUGUCGUACAAAUGCAAAUAAAAAAAUGUGUCAAGCAAGUACUCAGUUUAAUUUUAAUGAAAAUAUUAAAGAACAUAGUGCAACUCAAACCAGUCUCCAAACUUCGAGUUUAUCUUUAGAAAAAUGUUCCAAUUCAACAGAUAAUACAGACCAAGACAAUAAAAUUUGCCCAUUAUGUGGAAUGUUUUAUGGAAGAACUACUACAUUUGCAGAUUUCCAUGAACAUGUUUUAAGUCAUUUUAAUAAAGAUCUAUCUGUAGAUGGUUUUGAAAUUCUUCAUUAAUGAAAAUAGAGGUUAUGAACAGCAUCUUGAUUUUCUAAAAUUUUAUGUCGUUAUAUUAUUUUAUUUUAAAAGCAA
Apis laboriosa (Himalayan honeybee) is the source of this 1290-nucleotide messenger RNA. It is a transcript of the gene spn-F, whose product is annotated as protein spindle-F. The transcript is spliced from 5 exons. The coding region runs from base 136 to 1215 and encodes 359 amino acids. Lineage: Eukaryota; Metazoa; Arthropoda; Insecta; Hymenoptera; Apidae. The record is from RefSeq and is a predicted model, not a curated record.